GGGGAUGCCAUACGGAUACGCUCUUUUUUCGAAAAACCGAUGAUUCGUGCGGUUCGUUCGUACUAAUUUAGUAACUUUAUUUCGGUUUUUGGUGCUUCUGUGUAUAGUUAUCAUCAAUUCAAAGACAAUGUCGGCCCUAAUCCACGAAAAAAUUUGGUUAGACAAGAACAUCUACCAUGAUGCGGAGCGGGAUUACUACGAGUCCUUGUCAAAGGUUCGAGUUCCACUUGUCUCAACUCAGUCUUCUUUGGCUAAUGAAGUGGCAAAAGCAAGGCAACAUAUCAAAAAUUCCCUAGAAUGUAUGGAUAGUGUUGCUUCAUUGGCCGGAGUUCCAAACACAGAGCUGACCAACAAAGUGACCAACCUGGAGAAAGAGAACUCGGAGCUCAAAAAGACUAUGGAUGACUUGCGCAAGCUCGUCAUCAGCCUGCAGGCGCGUGUCGAGACUCUUGAGAGCAGCAAACCAUCUCAAGCCAAAGCUGAGGCUCCUAAGGCUGCAGCUAAAGAGGCUGAAGACUCAGAUGAUGGUGUUGAUCUUUUUGGGUCAGAUGAUGAAGAAGAGAGUGCAGAAGCAGCUAGAAUAAGAGAGGAACGCCUUGCAGCCUACAAUGCUAAGAAAUCUAAGAAGCCAGUGCUCAUCGCCAAAUCAAACAUUAUUCUGGAUGUCAAACCUUGGGAUGAUGAGACUGACAUGAAGGCUUUGGAGACGGCAGUACGGAACAUCACCUCAGACGGUCUCCUCUGGGGCGCGGCUAAAUUAGUUCCUCUCGCGUAUGGCAUCCACAAACUGCAAAUCUCCUGUGUAGUGGAAGAUGACAAGGUUUCUGUGGAUUGGCUCACCGAAGAAAUUGAGAAGAAUGAAGACUUUGUACAAAGUGUUGACAUUGCAGCAUUCAACAAAGUGUAACAACUAAAGUUUUCUAAAUAAAAAAUAUUGUUUCAUUUUAACCUCUUUUU
Messenger RNA from Cydia amplana, 957 nucleotides. It is a transcript of the gene eEF1delta, whose product is annotated as probable elongation factor 1-delta. Lineage: Eukaryota; Metazoa; Arthropoda; Insecta; Lepidoptera; Tortricidae. The record is from RefSeq and is a predicted model, not a curated record. Gene Ontology annotation, cellular component: eukaryotic translation elongation factor 1 complex; cytosol. Gene Ontology annotation, biological process: translational elongation. Gene Ontology annotation, molecular function: translation elongation factor activity; guanyl-nucleotide exchange factor activity. The coding region runs from base 128 to 907 and encodes 259 amino acids. The transcript is spliced from 7 exons.